AUGAACAUCAGCUCAAGCAUUGCCAAAUGUCUGGAUCACCAAGGUGCCAUUCUCGGCCGAUCAGAGACGCAAGAGUGUGUGUUCUACAACUACAACCCCAGCUUGGAGAACCGAGGAAACCGCAGCGGUAUUGAGUCUUGCGUGGGAGACAAGGACAAGAGGCUUCAUUGCUUCGCAACUUGGAGAAAUGUUUCAGGAUUGGUUGAAAUAGUAAAGCAAGGCUGCUGGCUUGAUGAUAUCAGCUGCUAUGACAGCACUGAGUGUGUUGAAAAAAAGGAGGACCCGGAUGUGUUCUUCUGCUGCUGUGAGGGCAACAUGUGCAACGAGAAAUUCUUCUACAACCCUGAAAUGCCGGCAGUUCAGAGUAAGGCUCCCUUCAGCGACACAAACAGCAAAGUCUUUAAGGCAACAUCUAACCCCUUCACUCAGAAGCCACCACUGUUCAGUACUGUUCUGUACUCCAUCGUACCCAUCAUGGGCAUCGCGGCCAUUGUCCUGCUCUCCUUCUGGAUGUAUCGACAUCACAAGCUAGCAUAUCCGCCUGUUCUGGUGCCUACCCAGCACGCCUUUCAUAUAAUGAUAGAGGACCCUGGACCCAUGCCGCCGUCUCCCACCCUGGUCCAGAAGCCACUGCAGCUGUUGGAAAUCAAAGCUAGGGGGCGCUUUGGCUGUGUGUGGAAGGCUCAGCUGCUUAGUGACUAUGUGGCAGUGAAGAUUUUCCCCAUUCAGGACAAGCUCUCAUGGCAGAGCGAGUAUGACAUUUACAAUCUCCCCGGCAUGAGGCAUGAAAACAUUCUGCAGUUCAUCGGGGCAGAGAAGAGAGGAAGCCACCUGGACAUUGAGCUGUGGCUCAUCGCGGCUUACCAUGAGAAGGGCUCCCUGACAGACUACCUAAAGGCAAACGUAGUGACGUGGAAUGAGCUGUGUCACAUCACUCAAACCAUGGCUCGGGGCCUGGCUUACUUGCACUCUGACUUCCCAGGACACAAAGACGGCCACAAACCGGCCAUCGCACACAGAGAUAUUAAGAGCAAGAAUGUGCUGCUGAAGACAAACUUGACGGCCUGUAUAGCUGACUUUGGUCUGGCUUUGAAGUUUGAGGCAGGGAAGUCAGCUGGGGACACACAUGGGCAGGUGGGAACCAGACGUUACAUGGCCCCAGAGGUGUUGGAAGGGGCCAUCAACUUCCAGCGAGACGCUUUCCUCAGGAUAGACAUGUAUGCGGUGGGACUGGUGCUGUGGGAGCUGGCGGCCCGUUGCACUGCGUCUGAUGGUCCAGUGGAUGAGUACAUGCUUCCGUUUGAGGAGGAGGUGGGCCAACACCCCACUCUAGAGGACAUGCAGGAGGUGGUGGUCCACAAAAAGCUUCGGCCCACUCUCAGGGAGUGCUGGCAGAAACAUCCGGGUCUGGCCAUGCUGUGCGAGACUAUAGAGGAAUGUUGGGACCACGAGGCUGAGGCGCGUCUCUCCGCGGGCUGCGUCGAGGAGCGUGUGAUCCAAAUGCAGCGGCAGACCAGCGUCUCCGCCCCGGAGGAAAUAGUCACUGUUGUAACCAUGGUGACCAAUGUGGACUAUCCCCCUAAGGAGUCCAGUCUAUGACUAGAGGAUAUCAGCAUGUGAAUUGCGGGCUGACCGAACAGAAAAGAGGCGUCGGAGAUGGUGGUGGACUGCAGUUCUGACGACUGGCUUCAGACAUGCUGGAUGAUUGUCCUGUACUUAAAGCUGGAGCAAAUGCAAGAUGAUGCAUUUUGUGCCGAAUCUGGGUUUAAUACAGGUGUACCUGGAGCCAGCUACGCUAUUGUAUUUGUGUGUGUAUAUAAACUAGUACCACAGGGCACUCUGGUAAGGACGGAUGGAUUAUAAGCCGACAUCAAAAGUGAACCUCUUUGUUGUUGUUUCUCUGCUCGGAGAAUAAGCUUUCACAUUCAAGGAGUAAACGAGACUCCUCCUCUGCCACAGCGCUCGUGUCAUUUCAGUAUAAAAAGGGCAACGUCCAUGUAAAAAAGACACAUGUAAUGUGUUCGUAUGAAUGACUAUUGUAAUGCCAAUAAGAAACAGCUUUUUGAAUGUGUAGUGUGACGCUGCUGUACAGAUAUCAACAGAAAGGGUGAUGAUACAACCCAAAUCAACACGUGUUUUCUCUGAAAGCUUUCAGAGUUUCUGUCAGAUAACCACCAACCUCUCGACAAGGUAUACCUCAGUUUCUCAUCCUAAUAAUACGUUUGUUUUGUAACACUAUAUGAUAUAAAAAAAGAGGCUUUUCGAUUACCUCCAUUUGGCACGGAAGCUUUUUAAAUACGGGGAAAACUUUUUUUAUAUGACAGAUUAUGCCAAGAAACGAUGGCCAUUCAUAAACCAGUGUUCUGCCUUCUUUCUUUUAGUUGUUCUCUGUGUUGCCCUGCUGUUUAAAAUGUGAUCCUUUUGGGGUUUUUUUAGCAUUGUGACUGUUUGUUUGUUAAAGCAAUUUUUGACCUUUAUCGAGACCUGUUGAGAAGAAAAAAAUCCCUGAAAAUAUGAAUUUUGUGAAAAUAAUACAGAAGCACUUACCAAUAUAGGUUUGCGGUGUCCUCACAACAUUGACGUAUGUGCAUGCCUUGUUUUCUUUUCUUUUUUUCGGUUCAUUUUUCAUUUUCUUUGUUUUUCAAUCCUUUGUGCAAGCUUGUGCAUGAGAUCCCAUUAGCAGUCAUGGAAACCCCUUCAUUAUUUGUUAAUCUGAAGUUAUUUCCUGUCUUCGGGGCAUCACUCUUUUUCUUUCAUUUCCAUUUUCAUUGGGAAUCAUCCAAUCUUGGUCUUCUACGGUCUUCUCACUGUCCGCUUCUGUCUCGUUGCGAGUAGAAGACCGCCCUUGUGCGCUGCAUUUGAACCAGCCUUCUCAUGAAGCCCGACCUCACGAGUGACACGUCAAACUGGUUUCAGAUCAGCAGCCAGGCGACCUUCUACACACUUCUACAAGAACUGUAUCUCAGUAUGUCUCAGGAAUCGUUUCCCUUUGCUUUGAGCCCUCUGGUGCCAUUCUGGUGACAUUCUGGUGACCCUUGUUAUAUUAUGUAUGCAAGGGCCGUUAAUAUAACACCUUAUUAGUGUGAUCAUAUUAUGUGCAAUAACAUCCUAAGCAGGGACUGUUUCACAGCUCACAGGCCACUUCCAGUGUGGUAAAAAUACAAGCGCCUAGCAGUUUGCUUAGACCAUAAUGUACAUCACAAACUGAAGUCAACGUCAGGCUAUGCAUAUGACGCACGUUGUCUGAGAGUAUUAAGCUAAUAAUAUGCUGUAAUGGGGACCGAACACAUGCAGUAACUCUUUGCCGACAGGCCAACACAGUCUUUCAAAAGAAAGCUGCUGCUGCUGCUUUUAGGCUUCGUUCACACUGCACUUGAAUCCAAUUUGAGUUUCAAAUUCGAUCUUUAGGAUCGACUGUCAUUUUGUGAGAAAUUUGAUCCAUUUGUUCGGAUAGUGUAGUCAAUAUCCGUCCCAAUAUCAGUCAUUACCAUCACAUUGCAUCCCAGAUGAUGAAAAAACUGCUCUAAUCUGACUAAAUCUAAUCUGACUGUUCACAAUGAAACUGAUAUUAAUCUGACAUCA
Messenger RNA from Sinocyclocheilus rhinocerous, 3582 nucleotides. Its product is annotated as activin receptor type-2A-like. The transcript is spliced from 12 exons. Lineage: Eukaryota; Metazoa; Chordata; Actinopteri; Cypriniformes; Cyprinidae. Gene Ontology annotation, cellular component: plasma membrane; activin receptor complex. Gene Ontology annotation, biological process: protein phosphorylation; activin receptor signaling pathway; cellular response to growth factor stimulus. The coding region runs from base 1 to 1599 and encodes 532 amino acids. The record is from RefSeq and is a predicted model, not a curated record. Gene Ontology annotation, molecular function: activin receptor activity; activin binding; ATP binding.